CGGGAGUCCACCGUAAAUCCGAGCGUCGCCCUGGCUUUCCAUGGGCAAUUAGCCACUAGACCCCGGAACCCUGCUUGGAGCAGCAACCUCUGCAACGGCACGUGGGGCAUUAUUGGAGAAAUUUACGGCCGGGAAAUUGCCAAUUUCUUUGCCCGUUGA
Messenger RNA from Neurospora tetrasperma FGSC 2508, 159 nucleotides. RefSeq lists its product as uncharacterized. The transcript is spliced from 2 exons. NCBI's taxonomy places the organism in Eukaryota, Fungi, Ascomycota, Sordariomycetes, Sordariales, Sordariaceae. The record is from RefSeq and is a predicted model, not a curated record. The annotation marks the transcript as partial.